Molecule: messenger RNA, 1716 nt
Organism: Alternaria infectoria
Lineage: Eukaryota; Fungi; Ascomycota; Dothideomycetes; Pleosporales; Pleosporaceae
Exons: 2
Coding region: 1-1716 (571 amino acids)
Biological process (GO): rRNA base methylation
Cellular component (GO): nucleolus
Molecular function (GO): methyltransferase activity
Source: RefSeq, a predicted model, not a curated record
AUGUCACUUUACUACGAAGCCGCGGCGGUCCUCGCAAACACCGAGAACACAGGCGGGUCGCUCAAGUCGCGCAUAUACGGCAAGAAAGAUCUCAAGAGCACACCAGGCCAAUUGUUUGCGCUCAUUGCGGAAACGUCAAAAUGGUCCAUUGUGCUCAAGGAUGUGAUUGAGAAGACCAAAUUGCUUGCUGAGGAGAGGAAGCUUACGCCAAUCCUCGCUCUCCUUCUUACCCACGAUCUGUUGCUCGCGAAGAACGGUGUUGCUGCAGCCGCCAACCAUGUCCUCAAACUCGCCAUCACGAGACACAAAGCCCGUCUGAGCGCCGAGCUCACGAAAGCCCGCAUACGGCACGGAUACGCGACCAUAGAGGCGUUUAGGGAGGCUGUGAACGAUGGCGAGCUUGAGAAGGAUGAGGGUGAUGCGCCCAAGAGCCGCCAUCCACGCUGGGUGCGCAUCAAUACCGUCAAGACGACGUUGCAGCAACAGCUAUCGACCACAUUUGCUGGCUUUGUCAAGACUGAAGAUCUGAACGAAGUACUGUCUGCGCCUAAGAAGUCGAAGAUAUACUACGAAGAUCCCAACAUACCGAACCUGCUCGCCUUACCCUCUAAGAUCGAUCUGAGCAGGUCAAUCGCGUACACGAAGGGACAGAUCAUCUUCCAAGACAAGGCUUCGUGCUUUCCGGCCUAUCUGCUAGAUCCGCAGCCUGACGAUGGCGAUGUUAUCGAUGCUACAGCGGCACCAGGCAACAAGACAACACAUCUGGCAGCUAUUGUAUCUGACCGGAGGCGACCGGGUGAAGAACAGAAGGUCAUUGCAUUCGAGCGCGACAAGGGCAGAACUUUCACGUUGCAGAAGAUGGUCAAGCUUGCAUCAGCGGACAGCAUCGUCCAGGUUAAGGGCAGUAGCGACUUCAUCGCGGCAAAGCCUGGAUCCGACGAGUAUGCCAAUGUCGGUGCUAUACUGCUCGACCCCAGUUGCUCCGGUACUGGCAUAGUUGGACGUGACGAUGCAAUCAAGAUGCAUCUGCCAGAGUCACCAAACAGUCGCCCAGCACCGCAAAAGCCAGAGAAAGGAAAGAAACGGAAGAGAGACGACGAGCCUAAGGAAGCUGACCCUACAGCGACGCUUGACUUGGAUAUGGAUGAAUCGACACCUGAAGAAACACCAAUGCACGGCAAGCUAGCGGAACGACUGACAGCUUUGUCAUCCUUCCAGCUCCACAUCCUCAACCAUGCUAUGCGAUUUGAGAACGCGCAUAAGAUCACGUAUUCCACUUGUUCGAUACAUUUCGAAGAGAACGAGGGCGUUGUCUUCCAGGCAUUGGCAUCUUCUGUCGCAAAAGAACGGGGCUGGUCGAUUCUCAAGAGAGAUCAGCAAGUCGAUGGGAUGAAGAAGUGGCAUAGACGCGGAGUGUGGGAGGACGAGAAACUGGAGAUUGAUGUGGAUGAAUCGUUGAAGAGUGACGUACUGGAAGCGUGCAUACGGUGUGAUAAGGGUACGGAAGAAGGCACAAUGGGUUUCUUCGUUGCUGCCUUUGUCCGAGAUGGCAGUUCACAUUCGGCACCGAUCAUGGAAACUGCAGUCGCUGAAGUUGAAGAUGAGGAAUGGAAUGGGUUUAGUGGUGAUGAGAUGGCUAAAGAGACAGUAAAGCCUGUGGAGACACUGGCAGCUGAAGGAACUGAGAAGCGGAAAAAGAAGAAGCGCAAACACUGA